Messenger RNA from Penicillium brasilianum, 1954 nucleotides. NCBI's taxonomy places the organism in Eukaryota, Fungi, Ascomycota, Eurotiomycetes, Eurotiales, Aspergillaceae. The record is from the annotation of a GenBank genome assembly.
GCCACUUCUUAGAAAUUAGCCGGGACGGAGUUUCUUGAGCUUCCUGGAGCGUGCUGCUUACCUUCCAUUCUCCUCUCAAAAUUCAUUAGUAAGCAUGUAAGUUUCGUACGGCCCGAACUUGAACGGAUUCGUCGGAUAGACGGGUCAUCGAACGGAAUGAUGAGUGAUCAUCCCGAGCCAAGUUUAGCUUUCAAAGGUUGCCUCCACGCGCUUCCAGUCGGGGAGGGAGGAAGGAAAUCACUCCAUAGGUCACUAAUCUCGAAACGGCUUAUCUACUGAAUUAAUUGUCUAGACACGAUCAGUCAGCGCUGGUCGGGUUCUAAUACAGGCUGCCUUAUCUCCUAGCCGACAGACUCUCGAUUGACUGACCGUGACUAUAUUCGUCACAUUAUGGACCAACAAUUACCAGUGCAGCUGUCAAGCGACCUGCCUCUCUUGCCUCCCUUCGAUUGGCAGGAGCUCUAUGAAAGCACAACCUCAUCCGAACCUACUCAUCCUUUGUUACCCGAGUUCGCAACCUCUGAUAUCAACUCAUUGCUCUCGGCUCGCUCCUAUCCCCUACCAAAUUCACAUAACACUCGGAAUGCUCAAAAUAAAACACCAUCACCCAGUCAUGGCGACUUAGCUCUUGAGCUUGCACCUUACUCUCACCCGACAAACACAAACCAAGCACCCAUUCCUAAAGCGACAGCACCGGGGCCACAAAAACGCCAGCGACUUGGAUCCAAGAAGGCCGCACCGUCAGGGAAGGUCCGCGGAGCUCCCGGAGACAAGGGAGGUAGAAAUGAAAGUCCUGAAGAGCGGAGGCGCACGCAAACUCGCCUAGCACAACGUGCAUAUCGUUCACGACAGCAAGCAUCAGUGGAUAGCUUCAGGAAUCGAAUCUCCUUUUUAGAGACCUCGAUAGAGAAAAUGAGCUCUGCUAUGCUGUCCUUCAGUGAGCAGCUGGUCCAGAGUGGUGUCCUUAGGUCACAGUCUGCUUUGACCACCAAUUUACGUGAUACGAUGAAGACAUUCCUAUCUCUGGCAUCCGGGGCAAGCAUCGACGAGGGGACGAGGACCCCAGUUGACUUCAAUAGAGCAACUGACUUGCCGCCAUCCCCACCACAACCUACCACCAAGCGCUUAUCUUCGGACGGCCCCCUUCACUUGUACCUGGUGGACAGCCGAGUAUAUCAUCCUCAAAGGGCCGUCCAACCGGUGGCCGUCAAGUCAACUGGAACGACGAUUAUAGACGUGACCGAAUUCAUUGAAAGGCUCCUCCUAGCAGCUCUUUAUCAGGGACAUUUGGCUCUAAGCGAUCCGUCCUUCAGCAUGGAUCAACUCCAAAGGCCCUUUGGGCUCAUUUUCACUAUGAUGAACCGCGACCGCCUGACAGCUUACUUCAAGGCAGAAAUAUAUGCUCAAGUCAAUCGGAAGCCUUUGGACGGAUGGGAAGAAGUCCCCUUUUUCAGAUUGGGCCGUGCGGGAACACAUUAUCCUGACGGGAGCACGGGUGUCUUUGUCCCUCGUUAUCAGAGAUGGGGCACCGUGGAGGACCCUUUGUCAUUGGUUACGGAAGAUUUACGAAAGCAGCUAGAAGGGGAUUGGUUAGAUUUGCAAGAUCUAGAGGGGUAUCUUCGUGAAAAGAAUGUUCUCCUGGUCGUGUCACCAGGUGAGCCAACAAGAUGCUCAGAAGGUCAGGUCAAUAUCAAUGUCUUGCGAUUUAUAUCAGCAUUGAUCCCCAGAGGAGUUUGCCUGGGCCGAACGCCUGGCUUUCAAUGUGGUGAUGUGGAGGAUGCCCUACAUUUUUCAACAAUUGUGUAAACCUGUGGAACUCAUUUAGUUUGGGCACCAAAUUUUGGCGAAAUAUGCAUAAUGUGUCAAUACACACUACUGUAAAAUAUCUGUGGUGGUCUUGCCCUCCCGAUUUGAUAUCUGGUUUGAAAUAAUUCUUUCGAGGCCUCACAUUUAG